CCUCCUUUCAUUUCAUCCCAAACCGAACAAAGACAUUCAUUUUCACCUCAGCUUCUUCUUUUUCUCUUUGUUUCAUCAUGGCUUCUUUGGCUACAUUUAAUUUUGUUAUGUUUCUUAUUGUCUUGGCCUCUUCGCUACAUUUCACCGCCGAUGCAAGGAGGCUCGUUGAGUCAGACCAACCUGACCAGCCUUUGCUCUUCCAAUACCACAAUGGUCCUCUUCUGUCUGGGAAAAUCUCUGUUAAUCUUAUUUGGUACGGCAAGUUCAAGCCUUCUCAACGUGCGGUUGUGUCCGAUUUCGUCACUUCCGUUGCGUCUUCCAAGCCUACAAUAGCUCAGCCCUCGGUCGCCACAUGGUGGAAAGCCACAGAGAAGUACUAUCAGCUCAGCAAGAAACCUUAUUCUCUUGCUAUCACAUUGGGUUCACAAAUCCUUGACGAGAACUACUCUUUGGGAAAGUCGCUAACAAAUCAACAGAUCAUGGAAUUAGCAUCAAAGGGUGGUCAGAAAAACGCCAUUAACGUUGUUUUGACAUCAGCUGACGUGGCUGUCGAAGGGUUCUGCUCAAGCAGGUGUGGAACCCAUGGUUCAGGUUUGGGCGGAUCAAGCAAGGGUCACAACAGUAAGUUCGCUUACAUUUGGGUUGGAAACUCCGAGACACAGUGCCCAGGUCAAUGCGCAUGGCCAUUCCACCAGCCCAUCUACGGACCACAGAACCCACCUUUGGUUGCACCCAACAAUGAUGUCGGUCUUGAUGGGAUGGUGAUCAACCUGGCUAGCCUCUUGGCUGGGACAGUGACCAACCCGUUUGGAAAUGGGUACUACCAAGGUCCAAAAGAGGCACCACUGGAGGCUGCAUCUGCUUGUCCCGGUAUUUAUGGUAAAGGAGCAUACCCAGGCUAUGCUGGAGACCUUCCGGUGGACGCCACAACUGGCGCUAACUACAACGCACAUGGUGUGAAUGGGAGAAAGUAUCUGCUUCCGGCUUUGUUUGACCCUUCAACCUCAACUUGCUCUACACUGGCUUGAAAGUCUUAAACAAAGAUUAUAAGACAUGAGAGCAUGUCAGUGUAUAAAAUAUGUAUCUAGGCGGUAUAAUUUUGUCACAGAUUCUUUCAUUGUAUUAUUAUUGAAUUAUUCUUUUUCUAUCAUGCUUGAAUAUCAGAUUUAUACUUGAAAUGCAUAAAA
Messenger RNA from Gossypium raimondii (Peruvian cotton), 1187 nucleotides. Its product is annotated as protein PHOSPHATE-INDUCED 1. Lineage: Eukaryota; Viridiplantae; Streptophyta; Magnoliopsida; Malvales; Malvaceae. The transcript has a single exon. The coding region runs from base 78 to 1028 and encodes 316 amino acids. The record is from RefSeq and is a predicted model, not a curated record.